Messenger RNA from Postia placenta MAD-698-R-SB12, 1067 nucleotides. RefSeq lists its product as hypothetical. The transcript has 3 exons. The annotation marks the transcript as partial. The record is from RefSeq and is a predicted model, not a curated record. Lineage: Eukaryota; Fungi; Basidiomycota; Agaricomycetes; Polyporales; Adustoporiaceae.
AGAUGGCCACGCUGAGCCAUUCGACAAGGCAUACGACAGGAUUGUUGGGCUUAGAGCGCUGAUGGCAGACGACCGGUGCCGCGCUGAAUCAGAAUGACAUUGAAGCAGAUCAGAUCCAUGGAUGCAAACUCGCGCUCUUGAGCAGCCUCGCACAGUGGCCAUCCGGACGGCGGACAUAGGGAUACAUUCACGCGUCGAAAAGACUGGCAACGCCGUGAACUGCGCUCAGGACACGCGCCCCUUUCCCACCUAGGCAAAGUUGACUCGGCGCUGUGCUCUACAUGCGGCACUGGCAGAGAGAUAGCCACACGCUAUGUCCUCAAACGCUCGACUGGAAUGUGCCUUCCUCCAUCGAACCUGCAAGCGCGAUUUCUGCUUACAUACUCCGAAUCCCUGUGCCACCUUUUCUACCUCAAGGUAGUCUCGCAGUCCGGCGUUGUACCCUGCACGGACAUGUCCCGAUCCCCAAUGAAACCGGCUCUUUUGUCACCAUGCCCGUAGACAUCCUCAUCGGAGUCACCAACUUGACGAAGCUGCUUGUUGCACGUGCUCAUAAGCUCGCCAAGGAUUCCCGCCUCCUCGGCCUGAUGUCAAUACCAAGCUCGCCCGUCCAAGACAUUUCUACCACCAAAAUCUCCGCACAGGUGCUCGGGAACUUCGCACUGCUGAGACCCCCGCAAAGGUCACCGUUGGCAACGUCUACUAUGAGUCUAUGACGAAGAGCGCAAGUUUCCUAGCCCGCUCAGGCACAUUCGGCAAACCAUGGAGCAUCUCGUUAUACUCGGUCUCCGAGGCAUACUGGACGUCUACCAUAUUCAUUGCAUAACAAGGAGCACGUCACUUGAAUAGAUUAUGGGGCUCAGAUGCGGUGAUUGCUCAUCUGGAGUUCCUGAGCACGCGAUGAUGCAUCUCACACACAAAUACUAGCCAACGUAUGGCGGUAGAGGAAGGUGGAGGCGGCGUUCUGAGACAUGGAUGAUGAACGGAGAAAGUGUCGCAAGCUGAGGAUUCUCUAAGUACCUACAGCCGAUUGGUAGAUAAUGUUGAUGUGACUUGUUUCGACGAAA